Messenger RNA from Dromiciops gliroides (monito del monte), 792 nucleotides. RefSeq names its product glutathione S-transferase 3-like. Lineage: Eukaryota; Metazoa; Chordata; Mammalia; Microbiotheria; Microbiotheriidae. The record is from RefSeq and is a predicted model, not a curated record. Gene Ontology annotation, molecular function: glutathione transferase activity. Gene Ontology annotation, biological process: glutathione metabolic process; xenobiotic metabolic process. The transcript is spliced from 6 exons. The coding region runs from base 83 to 580 and encodes 165 amino acids.
UGGAGUGAAAGACAGCUUGGAUACCCAGGUCGUAGUCAGAUUGUUCUCUGUUGUUUUUUCAGAAAACCAGGAAUUGAAAAUCAUGGCUGGGAAGCCCAAACUUUAUUACUUCAAUGGAAGAGGCAGAAUGGAAUCAGUGCGCUGGCUCCUGGCAGCUGCUGGUGUGGAGUAUGAAGAAGUAUUUUUAGAAACACCUGAAGAUUUUGAGAAUUUAAUUAAGGGUGGAAAGCUAAUGUAUCAACAAGUGCCAAUGGUAGAAAUGGAUGGAAUGUAUAUUGUACAAUCCAGAGCUAUCCUGAAAUACAUAGCUGCAAAAUACAACUUGUAUGGAAAGGACCUGAAGGAGAGAGCAUUUAUUGACAUGUAUGUGGAAGGGAUGAGGGAUCUGAAUGAAAUGAUUCUGUACUUUCCAUUUUCUUUGCCUGAAGAAAAACAAAAGAAUUUCAACUACAUCAUUGAGAGAAUCACUGAAAGAUUCUUCCCAGUGUAUGAGAAGGCAUUAAAGACCAUGGGAAAAAUUAUCUUGUUGGCAACCAGUUCAGCUGGGCAGAUGUACAGCUAUUUGAAAUCAUCCUACUGACUGAAGAACUCAAGUCUGGAAUUCUCUCUGCAUUCCCUAAGCUGCAGGAGUUUAAAGCUAGAGUCAGCAAGCUCCCAGGAUCCAGAAAUUCCUUCAGCCUGGUAGUCCAAGAAAGCCACCACCAGUUCCUGAAAAUAUAAAAGCUUCAAUGGAGUUCUUCAAGAUUGAUUCAAACUUGGUUUUUAAACACAUGAGCUGAAUAUUACAAGAGU